AUGUCCCUCUCCGCACCGCAGCAAAGGCGGCCUCUCAGUGGAGGCCGCGAAUCGCCCCCCAGAGAGUCGGACGCAGACACAAAGCUCCGGCUUCGUGACCAGUCUCAACCGGGGGUUGCGUUUGGCGGGCGCCGUGGCGCCCGGGCCGGCGCAAUGCUCGGUCUGCGCAGGCGCGAGUGGAUCAUCCUCGGCGCAGUUUGUGUCGUGGCUAGCUUUGUGCGGCUUUGGAACCUCGCGCACCCGAGCUCUGUAGUCUUUGACGAAGUCCACUUUGGCGGCUUUGCUGCAAAGUACAUUCGCCGCCGCUACUUUAUGGACGUCCACCCGCCGCUGGCAAAGCUCCUAGUCACUCUGUCCAGCUGGAUCGGAGGCUUCGACGGCCAGUUCGACUUCAAGGAUAUUGGCAAGGACUACCUCGAGCCCAAGGUCCCGUACAUGGUUAUGCGCUCGUUCCCGGCCCUCUUUGGCCUCGCUCUUGUCCCACUCACGUUCCUUACGCUUAUUUCCCUCCGCCUGUCGCUCGCAACCGCGAUCCUCGGCGCGUUCCUCGUGACAUUCGAGAACGCGCUCAUCACCCAGUCGCGCCUUAUUCUCCUCGACUCGUACCUCAUAUUCUUCACCGCGCUCACCAUCUUCUUCUGGGUGCGCUUCUCAAACGACGACUCGGAGGGCCGCGCAUUCACGCGCUCGUGGUGGCGCAACCUCGCGCUCUCGGGCGCGGCACUCGGUGCUGUCGCGAGCUGCAAGUGGGUCGGACUGUUCACGAUUGCGACCGUCGGCCUUGGCACAAUCCGCCAGUUAUGGCUCCUCCUCGGUAAUCUCAAGGUUACGCCGCGCAUGUGGGCUCGUCACUUUGCCGCGCGCACCCUGUGCCUCAUCAUCCUCCCCAUCUCGAUCUACAUGUUCACGUUCAUGAUCCACUUCUGGAUCCUCGACCAGUCGGGCGACGGUGACGGGUUCAUGAGCUCCGAGUUCCAGCACACGCUCGACGGGCACGGCAUGGAAGACACGUUUGCCGAUGUCGGGUUCGGCUCGCUGGUGACUAUCCGGCACGUCAACACGCAGGGCGGGUACCUCCACUCGCACGCGCACGCAUACCCCGGUGGCUCGCAGCAGCAACAAAUCACGCUGUAUCCCCACAAGGACGAGAACAACGUCUGGCGCAUCGUCAACGCUUCGGAGCCCAACGGGCCAGUGAGCUACGACUGGGACCAGCUGCCGCUCGAGUACGUGCUGUCUGGUAGCAAGAUCCGCCUUGAGCACGCCCAGUCCGACAAACGCCUUCACUCACACGACGUGCGCCCGCCCAUUUCCGAGGUCGAGUUCCAGAAUGAGGUCUCGGGCUACGGCUUCCCUGGCUUCGCGGGCGACGCAAACGAUGACUUUGUCGUUGAGAUUGCCAAGGAGACGCGCGGCAAGGACCGCCAGGCGCGCCACCGCCUCCGCACGCUCCGCACCCACUUCCGCCUCCGCCACGCCAUGACCGGCUGCUACCUCUUCUCGCACAAGGUCAAGCUCCCAGAGUGGGGCUUUGAGCAGCAGGAGGUGACGUGCAACAAGAACCCGACGUGGGAAAACUCGUUGUGGUACAUCGAGACGAACGUGCACCCGCAGCUGGGCCCCGCCGCCGAGAGGGUCAACUACGUCAAGCCCGGAUUCGUGAGCAAGUUCCUCGAGCUCCAGGGCGUCAUGUGGCGCACCAACGCCGGCCUCACCGACCGCCACGCGUAUGACUCGCGGCCGCACCACUGGCCCUGGCUGCGCCGCGGCAUCAACUUCUGGGUCAAGGACCACCGCCAGGUCUAUCUCGUUGGCAACCCGGUCAUCUGGUGGAGCUCGACUGUCGCUAUUGGCCUCUACCUCGCCUUCCGCGGGUUGCUGAUCCUCCGCGCCAAGCGUGGCUACCGCGACCUCUACCACGCCAAGACUGCCUUUUAUGACGAGGUGUGCAGCUUCCUGGUCAUGGGCUGGGCACUGCACUACCUGCCCUUCUUCCUCAUGCAGCGCCAGCUCUUCCUGCACCACUACCUACCGGCACUGUGGUUUGCGAUUCUCGUAUUCUGUGCCGUGUUCGACUACUUUACCUCGCGUAUCCGCCCGCGUGUACGCUUCCAGCUCGCGAUUGUUGUCAUUGUCCUCGCGCUCUGGUCGUGGCACUACUUCUCGCCGCUCGCGUACGCCAAGCCCUGGACCAAGCGCAAGUGCGAGGACGCCAAGUGGCUCAAGACCUGGGACUUUAGCUGCUCCGACUUCCGUGACCAGAUGCACCAGUACUACGACCAGAGCGCAGUGCACAAGCCCUUGCACUCGGUCUACCUCGACCAGGACUCGCACACAACUCUGCUCGAGGAGGCACCCGAGCCGAUCAAGAACGUCUUUGACGCGGGUGAUGCUGCUGCGCAGGAGGAGAAGACGAUUGGCAUGGCCGGCCCAAACAACGACGUCAAGAUGUUGCAGAGCACCGCUGCGGCGGGCGCCGUCCCCAACGGGGGCGAGCAGCAGGCGCAGGGCGACGUGCGCGUGCCGGUCGGCAUUGACGCUGGCGCCCUCGAGGUCACGGACAAGGCGCACGACGAGGGCGGCUGGCACGGCGGCGCCAACGAGGGCGCGCCCAAGGAGACGGAGGAGGCCCAGGCGUCUGCUCCCGUCGGUGUCAAGGUCGACGUGCCGGAGAUGGACCUUGACGCCGACGCUAAGCGGUUGGCCGACGAGGCUUUGCAGGCGGCCGAGUAG
Molecule: messenger RNA, 2733 nt
Organism: Cutaneotrichosporon cavernicola
Lineage: Eukaryota; Fungi; Basidiomycota; Tremellomycetes; Trichosporonales; Trichosporonaceae
Gene: PMT1
Exons: 6
Coding region: 1-2733 (910 amino acids)
Biological process (GO): protein O-linked glycosylation via mannose
Cellular component (GO): membrane; endoplasmic reticulum
Molecular function (GO): dolichyl-phosphate-mannose-protein mannosyltransferase activity
Source: RefSeq, a predicted model, not a curated record